This is a messenger RNA of Synchiropus splendidus (mandarinfish), 5091 nucleotides long. RefSeq names its product SIN3 transcription regulator family member B (gene sin3b). The record is from RefSeq and is a predicted model, not a curated record. Gene Ontology annotation, cellular component: chromatin. The transcript is spliced from 19 exons. Bases 386 to 4189 code for a protein of 1267 amino acids. NCBI's taxonomy places the organism in Eukaryota, Metazoa, Chordata, Actinopteri, Syngnathiformes, Callionymidae. Gene Ontology annotation, biological process: negative regulation of transcription by RNA polymerase II. Gene Ontology annotation, molecular function: transcription corepressor activity.
UCCGGACGCCAAGAUAGACCGCUGCCGCCGAAUUUAAAGAGACAGGAGAUAGUUAUUUUAAAACGAUAACGGCAACCAUUGUCCUUCGGUGUGUUUCCCGACGCGUCCUGCCUCCGGUUGUUUAUUUCGAUGGUGAUGUUCAACCAAAGUCGCCGUGACUAGCAGUUUGUCAGUCAUCCACUCUGCUGAUUUUUUUUUUCCACGACCCUCUUUCUUUUUGUGCCGAGACUGUCCAGUCAAGCAAAGUAGUGUUGCUCACUGGCAGGCAGACAGGCUGGCUUCCCGACCGAGAGGACGUUGUGUCGGCUAGCCAACAACUGUAGGUACCACCCGAGCGUCUCGUCAAGUUGUGGUCGCGGCACCGGAGCCUCCCGUCGCCGGGGUAAUGGCGAAGAUUCAGGCGCACAGCGCGGCGAAGCAGAUCAACCCGAUGCAGGACAAGCCUUACGUUAUCACACAAAAGCAAGUGCAACAGCAGCACUUCCAGAAGCUGAAGGUUGAAGAUGCCUUGUCAUAUUUGGACCAAGUCAAAAUUCGGUUUGCCAAUGAUCCUGGCAUAUACAACAAGUUUCUGGACAUAAUGAAGGAGUUCAAGUCACAGAGUAUUGAUACACCAGGUGUAAUAAACCGUGUGUCGCAACUCUUCCAUGGACAUCCAGACCUUGUACUGGGGUUCAAUGCUUUCUUACCACCAGGAUAUCGGAUAGAAGUCCCCAAAAAUGGAAUUGCGUUCCUCCAGUCUCCAUUUUCCACACAGGUCUCUCCUGGACCACAGGGCAAGAGUGUGGCCACAUCUGGAGUACCUGCAACCUCAGGUAGUACCUCAGCCCCAAACAUCGACGCCGAGCCACCACAGACCACUGAAGUGAAAGCAACAUCGACGGAGUCACCAUCAUCUUUAAACUUAGUCGGGCCUCCAGAAACUCCGAGCAGACUCUCUCUUCCCUUGGCGAGCAGAGAGAACCAGAGCCAGACGGCCGCCUCAUCUGUGUCCCCUCCCGCCUCUGAGACGAGCCCAGUGGAGUUUGACAGUGCCAUUAGCUAUGUAAACAAGAUCAAGAACCGUUUUCUCGAUCACCCAGAGAUCUACAGAGCUUUCCUAGAGAUCCUUCACACCUAUCAGAAGGAGCAGCUGGAGGUGAAAGAGAGCCGUGGGAGCAGAGGUAGCAGUGGAAUGACUGAAGAUGAGGUGUUCUCCAAGGUUGCCAGUCUGUUUAAAGGACAGGAAGACCUGCUGGCUGAGUUUGGGCAGUUUUUGCCAGAUGCGAAGAGAUCGUUGUUUACGGGAAGCUCUUUGACAGGAGGUAAGGAGCCAUUAAAGAGACCAGAGGAAGAGGACUCGGGGUCCAAACAAAAUAAGAAGAGACCCAGACCCAUACUACUGCAGCACAUGUCUCCUCUUCUGAAGAAGAAAAUGAAGUAUUCCUGCACCAAAGAUCAGUCUUUUGCCUCGGUUGGAAAGCACGGGGUCUUGCGAGAAUUCUCUUUCUUUGAUAAGGUUCGACGGCUGUUUAAAAGUCAAGAAGUGUAUGAAAACUUUCUGCGCUGCAUUGCCUUGUUUAACCAGGAAGUGGUCUCAGGAGCUGAACUGCUGCAGUUGGUUACUCCAUUCCUGGGGAAAUUUCCUGAACUGUACACACAGUUCAAGUCGUUUCUGGGAGACAAAGAGCUCUCUCAUGCUGUGUCAGGGCUGUCGGACCGCUACAUGGAGGGAGGUGGGGGCAGGGAGGUGGAUUAUGCCUCCUGCAAACGCCUUGGGUCCAGCUACAGAGCUCUGCCCAAGACCUACCAGCAGCCCAAAUGCAGUGGACGGACAGCCUUGUGCAAGGAGGUAUUGAAUGACACGUGGGUGUCCUUCCCCUCCUGGUCUGAGGACUCGACCUUUGUCAGUUCAAAGAAAACUCCUUAUGAGGAGCAGCUCCAUCGCUGUGAGGAUGAAAGAUUUGAGUUGGAUGUUGUCCUUGAGACGAACCUGGCCACGAUUCGGGUGCUGGAAAGUGUCCAGAAGAAGCUCUCCCGCCUUUCACCCGAGGACCAGGACCGGUUCCGGUUGGAUGACUGCCUGGGUGGUACAUCUGAGGUCAUCCAGCGACGGGCUGUCUACCGGAUCUAUGGCGACAAGGCCCCAGAGAUCAUCGAGGGACUGAAGAGAAGUCCUGCUACCGCUGUGCCUGUUGUACUGAAGAGAUUGAAAGCUAAAGAGGAGGAGUGGAGAGAGGCUCAGCAGGGCUUCAAUAAGAUCUGGAGGGAGCAGUAUGAGAAGGCCUAUCUGAAGUCACUCGACCACCAAGGAGUCAACUUUAAACAGAACGACAUGAAGGCGCUGCGUUCCAAGAGCCUUCUCAAUGAGAUUGAAAGUGUUUACGAUGAGCGACAGGAGCAGAGCACUGAAGAAGGGGGCGUUGGCCAGCAGGGUCGGAAUGGCUCUGGUUCCGCUUCGAAUAGCGAACCACACAUGGUCUUCACAUAUGAGGACAAGCAGAUACUGGAGGACGCCGCUGCCCUCAUCAUCUACCAUGUGAAAAGGCAGCCUACCAUCCACAAAGACGACAAAGACCACAUCAAGCGCAUCAUCCAGCACUUCGUCCCGGACCUGUUCUUCUCCCGGCGUGGAGAGCUGAGCGAUACUGAGGAAUGGACUGACGAGGAGGUCGAAACGGAGGAUGGAGCCGAACGAGGGGGCGACAGGAGUGGUGGAGGAAACGGUAACUCCUCCGUUGCGCCAGGAGGCGGCGCCACGGCAGGAAAUCAGUCUCAAACGCAACCUUCCCAAAACCAGAAUCAGUCCCAACCACAGCAGCAGUUAAACGGCGAGUCCAGACGGAGGCGCUGCAGCCCAACACAACCAACGGACACAGAUUCUUCCACCACCCCCAGUAGCACCAGUCAGGCAGCACCCGUUUCAGGAUCCUCUUCUGGACCGCCGCCUGCCGAGACAACCUCGGGACCGACUGGAGAGAAGGUUGAUCUGCGUGAUCCGGAAGCCGAGUUCCAGAAAGAGCUGGACGGAGUCUACAAUCUCUUCUUUGUCAACAACAACUGGUAUUUCUUCCUGCGGCUGCAUCAGACUCUGUGCUCACGCCUGCUGCGGGUAUACCGGCAGGCAGAGAGGCAGCUGCUGGAGCACCGGGCUGAGCAGAGCCGCGAGAGACUGCUGAUGGCCGAGGGGAGAAGGGAGAAGGCGUGUGACCUUGCCAUGGAGCUUCGCCUCAAACAGCCCAGUGAUGUGGAGUUGGAGGAGUACUACCCUGCCUUCCUGGACAUGGUGCGCAGCCUGCUGGACGGGAAUCUGGAUGCCACGCAGUAUGAAGACACGCUGAGAGAGAUGUUCACCAUUCACGCCUACAUCGGUUUCACGAUCGACAAAGUGAUUCACAACAUCAUCCGACAGCUUCAGCAUCUGGUGAGCGACGAGGUUUGUCUCCAAGUUGUGGACCUGUACCUUGCUGAGAGGAAAAGAGGCGCUGCUGGUGGGAAUCUGUCCUCACAGUGUGUUCGGGCCGCGUGGGAGACCAGCUAUCAGUGGAAAUCUGAACGAGUCAUGGCUGAGGAGAACUGCUUCAAGGUGAUGUUCAUUCAAAAUAAGGGCAAUGUGACCAUGACCCUGGAGCUGCUGGACACAGAGGAGGCUCAGGCCGACGACCCAUUAGACGUGCAGUGCCUGUCCAGCUACAUGGAGCAGUUCGUAGGAACCGAGUCCAGCCUCUGUUCCCAGGCUGAAGGCUACUUCUUCAAACCGGUGUUUUUGCCCAGAAACCUGCGGCGGUUCCGUCGCUGGCAGGUGCGGCAAGUGGAAGCCAUGCGCUGCAGGAGGGAGUGGCACCGGCAGCUGGGUGUGGAAAACGCCGGGAGUCUGGACUGUCGCUUUAAACUCAACACACACAAGAUGGUGUUCGUCAUGAACUCUGAGGAUUACAUGUAUCGCAGAGGGGCGCUGGUCAAGGCCCGGAAGUCGCAGCACAGAGUGGCGGCUGGUCAGCACCAGCGUUUCGACAAGUGGCACCAGAGCUGGCUGGCGGAUCACGUGACGGCCUCGGCUUCCCGCUCGGUCCAGAACUGGCUGAUGGGAGAGAACGAAGAGGACAUGAUCCCCUGCAAGACCACCUGCCUGUCCACCGAGGUGAAAGGUCAGACGGUGAACAGAUACAAGGUUCAUUACAGUGGUAGCAAACCCCCCGCCUCACCAUAGAGCCGACCGGACAGGUAACCGCAUGGACAUUCUGGACAUCCGCACACUAAACACACAGCAGCGCCGUCACACUUCUCCUCCACACCUGGUUCACUCUCUCACUGAUGCCAGUAGAAACUUGGUGAAGGCGUCUUCAUCGGGGCUGAGCGGUGACUGGCGAGUGAGCCGAGUGACCAGCGGAGAAAUGGACAGACGGCGGCCGGACGGAGAGGCACAGAUCGCAGCUGGAGCGCCUCGCUGGCGUCCUGCCUCCUAGUGGUGGCGCUAAGGACUGACGGACAGAGACGAUUGAUCGGCCACGGAGAUCACGGUUUCGGAAAUGUGAAUGUCUUUUUUUUCUUUUCUUUUCUUUUUUUUUUUUUUUUUUUUAAAAAAGGUCCAGUGUAGUUUUUAGCUUCUAAAGCCAGAAAGCCUUCUGCUUGUUGGUAAAUGCGUGUUUAUAUGGAGAGAUGACGUGUACGUAUGUGAACCCACCCUUCGUUUUGUCGGACGCCACAACUGUUCCAGCUCUGCAUCAUCAUCAUGUGCAUUUGUACACACAACAGGGAUCAUGUAUUUUAUAUAUAUGCAUCGCCAGGGAAACAUCACACGGUCCCGACGGCCGACGCUGGAUGUUUGCAUCCUUUUUUUUUUCUUUUUCAUUUCUUGUGUUGUAGUAAAAAAAACAAUGUAAUCAAGAGGACGUGGAAGAGUCCAAAAAAUUUGUGUAGUUGAAGCAAUGAAGUUAUGUCUCAUUCUUGAUUUCACCAAAUGUUUACUUUGAGUUUUUUUUUCUUUUUUUUUGCAAACUGACAUUAAGAAUAAAGGAAGAAUAUCAGUGUUAAAAUAGAAUGUAUAACAUUUAUCCUGUAUCGGUCGUCAUCCAAUAAACAACCUAGUUGUGGAACUUCUUAUAGGUUGAU